AUGGAAAAUGUUGCAGACGAAUUAGUCAAAGAAAUUGGAAAUUCUGUUUUGAAACAGGAAAUUGAAAAUGUACAAAAACAGAUCGCUGCUCGCUUAGAUAAACAACGGCUUAAAAAUUCUGUAAAUCAAUGGAAAAAAUAUGUAGCCAAGCGAAAAGAGCAGGCAUUCUUGAGAAACUUUCCUGUUGUCGCAGUUCCUCGACUAACUAUUCAACGAGGCUGUUCCAUU
Dracunculus medinensis (Guinea worm) is the source of this 228-nucleotide messenger RNA. The record is from the annotation of a GenBank genome assembly. Lineage: Eukaryota; Metazoa; Nematoda; Chromadorea; Rhabditida; Dracunculidae.